This is a messenger RNA of Oncorhynchus masou masou (cherry salmon), 3343 nucleotides long. RefSeq names its product zic family member 4 (gene zic4). NCBI's taxonomy places the organism in Eukaryota, Metazoa, Chordata, Actinopteri, Salmoniformes, Salmonidae. Bases 499 to 2094 code for a protein of 531 amino acids. Gene Ontology annotation, biological process: regulation of transcription by RNA polymerase II. Gene Ontology annotation, cellular component: nucleus. The transcript is spliced from 2 exons. The record is from RefSeq and is a predicted model, not a curated record. Gene Ontology annotation, molecular function: DNA-binding transcription factor activity, RNA polymerase II-specific; RNA polymerase II cis-regulatory region sequence-specific DNA binding.
CUUAGUCAGUCAGUAGAAGAUAUGACAGCUAUACCUAACGGUUUAACUUUUGAAGUUUAAAGUACAAUAACCUUUGCAAUACAAAUACAUCUUUCUCUUCCAAGUGUUGCCUGAGGCUCGGCGCAGGCGCUCUGGCUGCUUGCUGUCACUAAAACAAUUUUCUUCACAUUGGAAACUGUCACAAGUGACGUCAAUCACGGGGCUCUGACCAAUUAGAAGGCGGGGUGAUUGUUUAGCUCCACGGGCUGCAGCGCCUACCAUGAAUCUCUAUUCACUAUCAAAGCGUCCUGCUGCUGCCGGCCAACCGAAUGCGAUUCCAUGCAGCCACUUUAGAACUUAGAACAGUUUUUUUCCUUCUAUAUUUUAGUUUUUUUCUAUAUUUUAGUUUUUUUUCUUCUAUAUUUUAGUUUUUUUCUGUAUUUUUCAUUACGAUUAAAAUAUAUUUGUCAUCAUCAUUAUUAUUUUGCAUGCUGUCAAGUUAUUCUAGAAUUAGGAGUAAUGAGCAUGGAUGUUUUGGGAAACCAUGUGAUGUACCCUACGAUUUCCAAACGGAACACGGCGCUGAGAUUAGUUGACUUGGCAGGGGCGUACCACCAUCACCAUCAUCACCACCAUACCCCUCAGAGCGUGACAGGCUUCCCGGGGUUCAGCAGCCAUCCACACUCAAUGGCUCACUCGCACCCUGGGGAGAUUACUGCGGAACCCCGCCUGGGGCCGAGUCCAUUCGGGCCAGAACACAUGGGGCACUCCGCGGCCCUCAAAAUCAGCCCAGCCCAUCAUUACCCACACCACCAUCACCACCACAAUCAUCAUAUGGCAGGCCACAGUGAAGUGGUCUCCAGUCAAACGGGAGCUUUUGGCCCGGUGCAGGCGGCUCCAGUCCCCUAUUCCAUGUCCCACACGGCCCAGGCGUUAUCCGCAGCCACAGGUAGGGAUUUCCUCAUUCGGAGGGAUCUGACAGCUCAAGCCAUGCCGGUACUGACCGACCAGAGCCCCGGUUCAACCUCUCAUCACGGAAUGUUUGUCUCAACAACAGGUAGCUAUCCGGGACACUACGGCCAUCACCCUGAUGCUGGUAGCCAUGCCCUCUUCUCCGGACUCCACCAUGAGCAGUCUUCUAGCGGAGCACCAGGUGGCCAGGCCAUGAAUGGACAAAUAAGGUUAGGAAUACCUAGCGAAAUGUACGUUAGGUCUGAUCACUUGAGUCAAGUGGCGAGCUCCAGGGCUGAUCCGUUCUCCGCCUCGACAUUACAUGGCUACGGCGGUCUGAACCAUCUUAACAUGAACCUCAGCGCCCACCACCACGGAGCCGGUGCAUUCUUCCGCUACAUGAGGCAGCCGAUAAAGCAAGAACUAAUCUGCAAGUGGCACGAACCUGAACACUCGGCGAAAAAACUCUGCUCCAAAACUUACGGCACGAUGCACGAGCUGGUAACGCAUGUGACGGUUGAUCACGUCGGUGGCCCGGAGAUGGCAAACCAUAUCUGCUUCUGGGAAGAGUGUCCGAGAGAAGGAAAACCAUUUAAAGCCAAGUACAAACUUGUAAAUCAUAUCAGAGUACACACCGGAGAGAAACCAUUUCCAUGUCCCUUCCCCGGCUGUGGAAAAGUAUUUGCCCGAUCGGAGAACCUGAAGAUCCACAAGAGGACUCACACAGGUGAGAAACCCUUCAAAUGUGAGUUUGACGGCUGCGACCGACGUUUCGCCAACAGCAGUGACCGGAAGAAGCACUCCCACGUGCACACCAGCGAUAAGCCGUACAACUGCAAAGUGAGAGGCUGUGACAAAUCCUACACACACCCCAGCUCUCUCAGAAAACACAUGAAAGUGCACUGCAAGUCUCCACCACCAAGUUCUGGCUACGAGUCUUCAACUCCGUCAUUAGUGUCCCCAUCAUCGGACUUAGGCCGAGAGCCAGGGGCCUCGUCGCUCUCAGAACCAGCACCCUCGUCCCAACCCGCCAAUUUAAGUGAGUGGUACGUCUGUCAUAGUUCUGGUGCGAGCGGAACUCAGACACCUCCCAGCGGCUCCUCCAGCCCUGAUCCCGGGGAUGAGACGCACUACAGACACCCGGAGCCAAGGGACGCUUUCUAACCAAAACUGACCCAGAAAAUAAUUCUAAAAGUUAUUGAAGAUAUUUUCCAAUAUACCCGCGGACUUACAAAAUUAACACAUCGAAAAGGUCUGUUUUCUAAGGCCCAAAUCAUUCAAUGUACUGUCUGGCAUAUCGUACAAAUUAGACACUGCCAAAUGUAUCUUGUGAUAGCUCUCUUCUAUCCCAAUGUGGUUGGAAAAACAUGUAUUAUUCUCGUACUCGGUUAUUGUACGCAUGUAUUUUGCUGUAUUAAUUUGUAAAUCGAGGUUUGACAUCAAUAUCUUUUUAAUUUAUUUUUUGAAUCUGACAUGAGCAUUUUUGUAUUAUCGAACCAAAGUGUUUCAAUAUAUUAAAAAAAAUGUACAUUUGUAAAUUGAUACGUUUCGAUGUGUAGGUGGUAACAGUCAUUUUGUAAGCUUUGGUAUUUCAGCAAUUUUUUUUAUUGUUUGCUACACUUAUUUGUAUAAAGUAAAUAAUUGAAACGUUUGGAGUUUCACGCAAGACAAUUUGUCUCCAUUUGUGAUGGUCUACUCUAUUGAUUGACUCGUUUUCAUAUCGUCUAUUUGAUAUUAUUACAUUCAAUUCAUAAAUGUUUUGUCAACGUGGGCAUUUUGUGAUUUUGUAACUCUUGUCAAAAUUUGUUAGUAAUGCAUUUUUAUUAAAAUGUAAAUUAAAAUCCUAUCGAGAACAUACACUCGAAAUGUGAUCCUAUCGAGAACAUACACUCGAAACGUGUACCAAACUGCCUUGUAAUUUGUCAGUAUUUUGAAUAAAUCGUGUAUGAUAAAAAAUGUAAUUUUCCUGUUCUGGGCCUUGACUUUUUAAUAUUGAUAGAGACGUAAAACAACGAAUUUAUUCGAAUGUAUAUACUAUCAGGGUACUGUUAAACAAUACAUGACAAGGCGCUCUAAAACGCCUGGAAUCUCACAUGCUGCACUCACGUAUAACAAGACAGCAGAGACGAAUAACGCCAGUCUUUUUUAAUGGAGCCGUGAGACCAAACACGUUUCUAUCACUAUAUUCAACAGCGAGCCUUUCUGCCAUUCUGUGGUUUAUUUAAUCCCAGGUACCAUCUGUAACAGAACCCGGCGUAAGGGUUGAAAACAUGUUGGACCCAUAUUAGACAACAGACACUUUUAGAUUUUUGUUUCGUUUGAACAAUGUUAAUGUUUGAUUUUUUGCUGCAAUGUUCUACUGCUUUAGGCUCUUGCCAACGUGCAGCCGUAAAAACCAUAAAGACACUUUGAA